Messenger RNA from Paramecium tetraurelia, 279 nucleotides. RefSeq lists its product as uncharacterized. Gene Ontology annotation, biological process: RNA splicing. The transcript has 2 exons. Gene Ontology annotation, cellular component: precatalytic spliceosome. The record is from RefSeq and is a predicted model, not a curated record. NCBI's taxonomy places the organism in Eukaryota, Ciliophora, Oligohymenophorea, Peniculida, Parameciidae.
AUGGUAGAAGAAUAAAAUAAAAUAGGCAAUUAGGAUGUUUAACCUGAAGAAGAGGGAGAUGAUGAAGAAGAUUAUGAGGAGAAAAUGAAAAAGGUAAAUUAAGAAUUAUUGAAAAAAUUUGGGUUUACAAGUUUCGGAUCAUCGAAAGGAAAGGAUCACACAGCAAGUGCAGUGGAGGGUGUGUUUAAGGCAGCAAAUCAGAAGCGAAAAUACAGACAAUAUAUGCAUAGAAGAGGAGGAUUUAAUAGGCUUUUGGAUAAAAUGGAUUGAUGUUAAGAU